Messenger RNA from Pelobates fuscus (common spadefoot toad), 1809 nucleotides. It is a transcript of the gene MFSD2B, whose product is annotated as MFSD2 lysolipid transporter B, sphingolipid. The transcript has 14 exons. Gene Ontology annotation, cellular component: plasma membrane. Bases 308 to 1546 code for a protein of 412 amino acids. Gene Ontology annotation, molecular function: sphingolipid intramembrane carrier activity; symporter activity. Lineage: Eukaryota; Metazoa; Chordata; Amphibia; Anura; Pelobatidae. Gene Ontology annotation, biological process: carbohydrate transport. The record is from RefSeq and is a predicted model, not a curated record.
UCAGACAGUCCAGCUGAGCACAGUGACCGCCAACACCAAGAGGCAGCCUCAGCGCACGGUGCAGCAGGUGAACAAUCACAAGCUUUCAGUGUUCAGCAAGGUGUGUUAUGCCAUUGGUGGAGCCCCCAAUCAGGUGGCCGGAAGUGCAUCCGCAUUCUUUCUACAGAUCUAUUUGUUAGAUGUGGCGCAGAUCACGCCAUUUGAAGCCUCUCUUGUGCUGUCCAUUGGCAAGACUUGGGGUGGGAUUACAGAUCCUGUUGUUGGAUUUUUCAUUAACAAAAGUAGAUGGACGGGAAUCGGACGGUUGAUGCCAUGGAUGCUGGGCAGCACUCCUUUCCUGAUAUUAUCUUAUUUCUUCUUAUGGUUCGUCCCUCCGUUCUUGACUGGAAGAGUCGUCUGGUACCUGGUGUUCUACUGUUCCUUCCAAGCGCUGAGUACAGUAUACCACGUCCCAUACACGACCCUGACCAUGUUCCUUAGUACAGACCAGAUGGAGAGGGAUUCAGCCACCGCGUACCGAAUGACAAUGGAGGUCUUAGGGACCCUUAUUGGAGCAGCAUUGCAGGGCCAGAUUGUAGCGAGCGCUCACACCGGACGCCACUGUAUGGCGAACGAGACUUUGAACCUAACAGUCAAUGCCACAGACUCCAUAAUGAACACCACCUUCCUGCCAGGAACACCCGAUCUUCUUCAUGCGAGGAACGUUUACAUGAUUGCAGCGGGAGUAAUAGGCUGUGUGUAUCUGCUGUGCACAGUUAUCCUAUUCAUCGGCGUUAAAGAACGACAUGACCCGUUUUACUUUUCGGGGAAGGUGAUUCCAUUUUUACAAGGGUUCAAACUCUCUAUGCAGCAUGGACCAUACCUAAAUCUGAUAGCAGCGUUCCUGCUUAUCUCAGCUGCUGUUCAGCUGCAACAGAGCAAUUUUGUCCUUUUUUGCACGCAUGCCGCUGCUGCAGAUCUCCGGGAUCAUUUUCAGAAUCUGGUUCUGACAAUUCUGGUCUCGGCGGUUCUUAGCAUUCCAUUUUGGCAAUGGUUUUUGCAAAGAUUUGGCAAGAAAAUGGCUGCCUUUGGGAUUUCAUGGAUGAUCCCCUUUGCCAUCAUGUUGGUGACCAUUCCUAGCCUCAUUGUGGCUUAUGUGGUAGCAGUAACGUCUGGGUUCAGCAUAGCAGCAUCCCUUCUUUUACCAUGGUCCAUGCUUCCCGAUGUAGUGGAUAAUUUCCGCUUAAUGAAUCCUCAAGCCACGGGACUGGAAGCAAUUUUCUACUCAUCAUUUGUCUUCUUCACUAAGCUGUCUGCUGGGAUCGCACUCGGAAUCUCCACAAUGAGCCUCGAAUUCGCUGGAUAUAGCAGUGCUGCGUGUAAACAGUCCAGCCAUGUGGUGGUGACACUCCAAAUACUGAUCGGCGCGGUGCCUGCCAUCCUUAUUAUUAUUGGGCUACUCAUCCUACUCUUCUACCCAAUCACGGAGGACACAAGAAAGGAAACUGAACUAGCACUUGAUGUCAUGAGGUUGCGGACCCGGCGUUCAACACUUAUUGUUAUCUGAGACUCUGCAAAAUUCUGUUCUAUACUUUAUCAUGAAUCUGGAUGCAAACUCACACAUCAUUGGCAAUGCUGCCCUAGUGGCCCAUCCACUGCGCAGUCAGAGCGUACACAGCGCCAUCUAGGAGGCAGUAAUAUUUAUUCAUAUAUGGAUCCCUUCAUUGACCUGCACUCCGAGACCUGAAUUUUGUUUGAGGCAGCUUUUCUUAUAGCUGUGCAGAAGAUCAAAUGUAAAUUGAUUUCAGUAAUUAAAAGCAUUACUUUCAU